AUGAACUGUACCAAUGCGCGAGUUCCGGGCCUUGAGUUCACCAGUCAGACGUUGGCAGUGGUCGUAUGUUACGUGAUAGUCUUCUUGCUGGCACUGAUUGGCAACAUGUCUAUGUUCAUCAUACUGUUCAGGUAAUAGUCAUCCUAUUGUUUUAACUUGGUUCCAGAAACCAGAUGGCAAAACGACGACGAGUGCACACCCUGUUGUUGCACAUGACGAUCGCUCACCUUCUGGUCACGCUUGUUUACAUGCCGAAGGAGAUUAUUCAUAACAUUACAGUCAUAUGGUGGGGUGGGGACCUGGUAAGUGGAUUCGGGAUUUCUUAUUACUCGCUUUGUUUACAGCUGUGCCGGUUAUGCAAGUUCUUCGAUGUGUUUGGGGUCUCGUUGUCCGCUAAUAUCCUUAUGUGCCUCAGUCUGGACCGCUUUUACUCAAUACUGUUUCCGUUAUACGCCAUAAAUGCCAAGAGGUCAGUGUUACGAAUGAUCGGGCUGGCCUGGCUGGUGGCCUUGUUGAGCAGCGUCCCGCAGGUUUGUUGACGCGUCUUGGGUAAUUAGUAAUGCAACAACAUUUAGAUAUGGAUAUUCAGGACCGCAAAACAUCCCUGUUUUGAUUGGUACACUCAAUGUGUGUCGACAGAUGUCAUCGGGCUGAUAUCACCCAAGAUUACCUUUUGGUUCUCUGUUCUGAAUAUCAUCGAGGUUUACUUUCUCCCGCUGAUUGUCAUUGUGGUGUGUUACGGCAGCAUUUUGAUAUCGAUAUCAAUGAAAAGUGGUAAGGAGACUUUGUUGUUUUAUCAUUUUUAAUUUAACAAAAUUUUGAAUUAUCUUAUGUAGUAAUUAUAUCCUACUUGUAGGCUCAAAACUUUUGAAGAAGCAAAAUAAUCAAGGAUCUACCAACCAAGCCCUACUCCGCAGAGCAGGUGGCCAAGACAACUUCGAGAAGGCCAAGAACCGGACUCUGCAAAUGACAAUAGCAGUCGUCCUGGCGUUCCUGUUGUGCUGGACACCUUAUACUAUAGCCAUGUUCAUUCACUUUCUGAAGUCAUCAGCGACGCAUCGUCCUAUAUCGCCGUUACUAUCAAAAUUGCUGUAUGCUUUUGCAGUCUUUAACUCGGCAAUAUCACCGUAUCUUUAUGGCUACUUCUCGUUCAACAUUAGGCAAGAACUGGAACUACUAUUUUGUUGCACAUUACAAUGUACAGGUACGGCAAACAACGUUAGGAAUCCGUCAAUCAGGUAAGCAGCAUGCUUUUUGUAUUACAUAAGAUUUCUUUGCUUUUCCCAGUAAACACCUAACUUAGUAUCACUAAUAGGAUGAUGCUUUUUAUACCUUUAGUCGGCAACGAGUACGAGCCAUUAGGCACCGCCUUCCUGAAGAUGCCAGCAUCGAACGCGAUGCGAGGUCAGGAACGGCUAGCCAAAGCAUGGUCGAGCCGAGAAUGGCACGAAUCCGUCGCUGUAGCACCGUGAUGCACUCCGCACCCCUUAACACAGAAUCCACCUCACAAAGCCACAACUCAACCUCAGGGAACACGCUGACCGUCAAUUAA
Messenger RNA from Bursaphelenchus okinawaensis, 1552 nucleotides. The record is from the annotation of a GenBank genome assembly. NCBI's taxonomy places the organism in Eukaryota, Metazoa, Nematoda, Chromadorea, Rhabditida, Aphelenchoididae.